Molecule: messenger RNA, 3538 nt
Organism: Laetiporus sulphureus 93-53
Lineage: Eukaryota; Fungi; Basidiomycota; Agaricomycetes; Polyporales; Laetiporaceae
Exons: 6
Coding region: 216-3341 (1041 amino acids)
Source: RefSeq, a predicted model, not a curated record
AAUCUUCAACGCGUUGAUGUCAAGAUGAUUGAACGUUGGAUACGUUAACCAGCCAACGCCCGGGUCCCAGGUCGGAUACAGCGGUGUGGCGUCGUUUUCUCUGUAUAUAAAGCCCUCUCCUCCCGAAACGACCGCCAGAUUUUCCUUCUUCACAGUUUGCACAUUCACCUCCAGCUCACCUGCUAUAGCAAUCUCCUCUGUGUGCCCUCAUUGAAAUGUCUGGUCACAUCGCAAUGAAACGACCGUCAUCGCCUUCUCCCGCAAAGUCCGGUUCGGCGAAAGUACCACGUGGUCCCCUUUUGCUAGAGGUUGGCGAAGAUCCACAUACUCCUGAGGAACACAGAAAUCUUGACUCGAAGUGCAUGAGCUGGUUCAAGAUGGUCCACUGGGAUCCGGACUGUCUGAAGAGGUCUGAGCCAGACUACGUUUCGUUGAACUCCAUGAUCCUGCAAAAAAUAUUGCAGGGCUCGAAAUGUCACAUCGACCCACAAAUCAAAGAGACGCCUCUCGACGACAGUCCGAAGUGCGCAGAGUAUUUGGCUGGUGAACAUGGUGAUGCUUUGCGUGCGCUCUUGCUCGAAUCCUAUAACAAGAAGGACUUCUCCAAGUUGCGCUGCCUGAAACUUUUCCAGAUCCCUUCCCAAGGAAUGUCAGCGGUCAUUACUGAUGGACAGAGUAAAGCCACCAAAAUUGCGUGGAAGAAGCCAUUCAUUGGCACAAGUCAUCAGACGCUAUUAGACAGCAUUAAAGAAAUGAAUCGCGAUCGUUCGAAAGAGAGCUCAUACUCGAAUUACCUGGCAAUCAUUCAAAGUUCCGGAACAGGGAAAUCGCGUACAGUCGAUGAACUCGCCAAGCUUAUAUUCACCAUACCUUUCAACGUACGCACCGGAACUCCCAGCAUGGUUAUGAAAGAUGAUGAAGAUGGCGGCUUCCCAUACCCUUUCGCUGAUCACCAAGUUCAUGACUACUUAGUAAAGACAGAAUUCCAGAGCAGUUACGAGUGCACGAUAGCCGCAUUUCUCAUUUUCUUUCAGCAUCUUUUCAACAAAAUCAAUGACACGCUAACGACGAAUGAGGCAACUAUUCUCGACGCGCUGAAGAAACCAGAUUCAAGUGCUACGUUGGCGACGUGGUGGAGAGAUGCUCUGGAGGAAGUAACCGACGGUCAAUCGUUCAGGGAAUGCCUUUACGGAGACACGCUCAAAGAUUGUAAACAACUCCCAUCGGGGAAAGACUUUGAGGACGAUCCAGGGCUGCUCAACAUGCGUUCUUCGAAAACUAAGUUGGCGGGGGAAGAGCUGAUUCGAACCAUCGAUCGCAUUGAGUCGAAAGCUGGCGCGACAAUUGACGAUGGCUCUCUGCGGAUAAUAGUGUACUUCGACGAAGCUCACACCCUCACGAAUGCCGUGGUGCAUAUCAAGGAUGCUCCUUCACGUACACGCUACCAGGCGCUCUGCUCCGCAAUCAAUCACCUCAGAGACUUACCCCUAUUCGCCAUUACACUCUCGACAAACUCCAAGUUGUCCGCGUUCUCGCCUCCGAAAAAGGCACAUCCAUCAUCCCGAGUUCAAGACGUCAAGGAAGACCCUUUACAGGCGCCAUACACGGAACUCAUGUUCGAUUGUCUGACGGACGGUCGACCUUUCCUACGUCCCGGGGAACUCACAUUGGAACAAGUGUGUGAGACUCAAUUCAUAUGCAAGUUCGGGCGCCCUCUAUGGCAUGCAAUGUACAAUGCAGGUCCAGAUGAAGCUAAGACAGGCCUGAUCGAUAUUGCCAUGUCAAAGCUCGCCGGCUCUAGCGACCCUACCACCUUCAAUUUGUCCUAUCCCUACAAUAAUGGGAUUGUGGCAGCGUUAAGCACACGCCUACUUGUCGACUUCGAGCCUUCCCGUGAAAUAGCUCGACAAUUCGAAGCUCAACUGGUGGAGGGACAUAUGCGCAUUGCCUAUAGCAUACCGAAACAUCGUGAAUACUUUCGGUCAGGAUAUCCUUCAGAACCGGUGCUCGCCGAAGCCGCCGCUCGCAUUGUGCAUGAACACCGGCUGCCGAUGGCAGUGGUGCUUGAACAUUACAUCAGGCAAGGUCUCAUGAGCAAGGGCGAAAGAGGAGAGCUUGUGAUGCGCCUUCUCCUUAUAGAGGCAUUUGACAAGGCUACACGGAAGAGGUACCCCAAUUCGGCCCCAAUGGCGUUCAAUCACCCUAUCCACCUUUUCAACUUUCUCGAAGCGCUCUUCGGUUCUGAACAUCUCCUCAGAAUAAAGAAGACCAUCCCGGAUAACCGUCCUGAAGGCGUCGCGUUCGAGAAGGCCUUCGAAGACGCCUAUGUUCACUUUACGCAUUUUGGAAAGAAUGAAAACGAGAGCAUCUCAAACACACACGGUGCAUGGGCAGCUCUCGUGCGGGGGAUGGCAAUACAGUGUUCCACCAAUCAAGAUGGUAUCGAUUGCAUCAUACCCGUCACCUUUGGCGUUGAUAGUAAAUUAUCCGAGCGGACCGUGACCGGUAUCCUGAUUCAAGUCAAGAACAGAGAAAAAAGACAGACGAUCGUGAUUGAUGAGAAGUCGCUCAACCGGAAAAGGGGCUUCUUUCCAAAGAGACCGAUCGCAGAAGAUGACAGACCGUAUAUAGCGAUCGCGAUGCAGUUUGGAGUUACUCUUACGGAGUGGAAGAGAAAUUUCUCCGUCACUCGGAAGCCAUACAGUUCUCCGUCUGACUUUGUGCAUGGCCCAGAGAUUCCAGGGCGAAAUGCGCUGCCCGAUAUUGCGGAAGCACCCGCCGUGGUUCAGGCCCAAGGUCAAUCUCAUCCAGGUGUCGCAUCUCAAGGCACGCAAUUGCCGACAGGCCGUGGGAAGGGUCGAGGCCACCCACGAUAUGCCAUCACGGUUAUAGGCUGCACUCCCUCGGUGUACGCCUCGAUGGAGGAUGAGCGAAAGCCCAUGAAUGCCAGAGACGUUUAUGCAUUCUUGUUAGGCGGUAGGGGUCUCUACGAUGAACAUCCAAGGCAGAGUGAGGCGAAUCUCAGCUACCUUCGUCGGUUCAAGCCAGGGUGGAGACGCGGAAAGGACUACUUCGACUGGACUGGCAGCAAGUUCCUCUGCGGCGAAGGAGAUGACGAUCUCAUGCAGUUUUCUCAGCGUUCACAAGACUCAGAUGGCGAUGCACAAAUGGUCGAUGCCCAGGAAGAUACCUCAGCAAUACUUUUGGGAGAAGAAGCAGUUGAACCCAUGCUGGAGCCAGACGACGACCGUCCUCAGGACGAUUCGCAGGACAUCGAUGCACCAUCUCAAGUCGCACUCCAAGGUCUUGGUCUUAUGAAUAUGGCUGGACCAAGUCAGUGACACUUUGACAGAUACGUAGAUGUCGGGACAUCGAGCUGCCACAUCCUUCCAUCUCCAAUUGUAUUCCUUGAAAUCAUAACUUAUAAUGCAGAGAGAUUUGUCCGUAUCACUGGAUGUAUACCUCACUCUCAUUCUGCGGAGAUUAUCGACAUGUAGCAAGUCGUUUACCAGCUUAUGAAAUGAUUUGGAAUCGUCAG